AAUUAAUCAAUUAUUUAAAGAUUUAUUCGAUUAAAUUAUUGCACCAUUUAAAAUAUUAUGAAUAACUCUGAAGAAGAAAACUAAGAGUCAGUCUCAUAAUAAAAUGAAAUAAGAUGUGUAAAUAGUGGCAUAGAGGUUUAACAAGCCUCGGAAAAUAGUAUUUUAUAAACAAAAUUCAAUAAAAAAAGCUAACUUUCUAAUGAGGAAAAGCUAAUAAUCCUACUCAAGCGAUCAAAUAGAACAUUAAACGAGCUAAUUUCUAUUGAGCAUCUCACCUAAGAUUUAAAAUUUUUUGAAUAAAUUAACAAAGACCAAGCUAAUUAGAAAGCGCAUUUACAUAGAAAAAUAUGCAAGUAUCUUAAUUUCGAUUUCCGUUAGAAAGGAAAGGUCGUAUUUUAUUAAGGUGACAUAGCAGAUAGUUUUUUUAUUGUUUUGCAAGGCAAAUGUUUGGUGUUGAUAAAUGAUAAAGAUUCCAAUCAGCAUGCUACUUAAUAAGCUAAUAGUUAAAGAAUGUCCUUUCUUUCAAAUGGAUAGAAUUUCUCUUCUGCUUUAAAUUAGCUAUUUAUUGAUUCGAGGAAACAUUCUUCUUCGCCUGGCGCAUAAAGUUAAUCAAAGAAAAGGCUUUCUCUUUUAAUGAAGGGAUAGAGCAGUUUAAACAUGCUAUCAACUCUGAAAAUACUAAAGUGGAGAUUAUUCCAUAAGAUAGUGUGGUUGGUUAUUUAUGCAAAUAGGUACAUAAGAUACUCUUAGAAAAAAACACUUGAGGUUAAAGAUUCAAACCAUCCGUUUUUAGAUAAGUUAUUUAAAUUUAUAGGACCUAAAUCCUUUAUGAACGAAAGAAUCCAAAGAUUAAGAAAGGAAAUCUAGCAGAGCAUACAUCAAGAUAUAGAUUUGUAGUAUUUAGAGAAUGCUCCUCAUUUCUUUGACAAGCAAAACAACUUAGGAUUUAUGUAUAAAGCAAUUAAAAUCUAUGAAAAAGGUGAAUCAUUUGGUGAGCUAGGUCUUCUUUCUAGAAAACCUCGUUCAGCAACAGUUAUUUGUCUUACAGAUUGCAUAUUUGCUAGUUUAUAUAAGAAACAUUAUUCAAAAACUCUAAAAGAGGUUGAGUAGUAACAGAUUAAUAAAAGGAUUGAAUUUAUAUUCCAGACUUUCCUUCCUCACAACAAAAUGUACAAUAACUCUCAAACAGAAAUUAAUUCUGAAGAUUAAGAGGAUUAAAACCACUUAACUUCUAGCUCUAAACCUGCAGGAAUUGAUAAAUCUCUCAUUUCAUUUUCAGAGUCAAAACUCAAUUAGAUUUAAUUGUAUUUUACUAAAGUGAAAUAUUAAUCAGGGAAGAUUUUAUAAAAGUAAGGAGAACCUAUUGAAAGGCUGUAUAUCAUUAAAAAAGGUGACGUAAGUUGCUACAUGGAAAGUAUUGAUGAAAAAAAUCCAUCAAAUAAUUUAAAAAUAAAUUUGUGCCUACUUGGAAAAUAUGAAAUCAUUGGUGAUGAGAUUAUUUUACAAGGACUGACAAAUAAAAAGUAGAAUUAGUUAAAUAAAGCAAAUGAAAAUGAAAAUGAUAAUAAAGAAGAAGAUUAAAGUAAUCCUUAAGCAAAUUAAGGUAAUUUAAAUGGAGAAGUAAAAAUUUGUUAUUAUUCUGCAGUAGUUAAGUCAUAUAAUUGUUCCAUGCUUGUAAUAACUAAACAAGAUUUUAAAAGAAUGCUAAAUGACUUUCCUGAAAUAAGAAAAUAUCUCAAGAUGAAGACAUCUACUAAAAUAUAAUGGAUGGAGUAAAGGAAAAAAAAAUAAAUUCAGAUUACUAAAAAAAUUCAUCUCAACUAACAAAGAAUUCCAUUAAAUAAUGAGUAGCAAUAGAUAAUUAAAGAAAAUCCUCACAUCUUAAGAAAAAAGUAGUUUAAAAACAAAAAAUGGAAGUCAUACGAUUCCGAAAUGAUAAGGAGGCCAACACCUUAGUAGGAAUCUUCAAAUCUUGAAUAUCAAAAGAUAUAAAAUAGCAAUCAUCAAAUCUAAAAUUCAAAUACAAAUUCCCCAGUCAAAAUUUCAAAACAAUCACCUUAAAAAUUAUAGCAAAAAAGUAAUAUAUCUAGGAAUGAAUCCUAUCAAAAUGACUUAAAUAAUAUUAUGAUUUCUUACUUUUAAAAAGAUUUACUGUCAUCAGAUACAAUAAAUAAAUAAAAGAUUGAAGAUUUCAAAAAAGAUUAGGUUUUAUAAGAUGCUUUAGCAAUAAAAUAUGGAUAUAAUCCAUAGUCAUUAAGCAAUAAAAAAUUAAAACCUUCUUAGAUAAUAGAUUUUAUUUUUAACCACUAAGAAAACGAGCAAGAGCAGCAGCAUUAGCAGAUACACUAGAUGAGUGAGCGAAACGAGCUACUUGUAGAUCCAAAAACCUAUUUAAACUACUCUCUCGAUAGAAAGAAAAACAUACAAAAAGAUAGUAAACACCUUAAAGUUGACUAUACAACUUUAGGAUAUUCUGAUACUCUUUUAUAAAAUAUCAAAAGAAGGUAGUCCCAUAUUAAUUUACAAGAUAAAAGUGAACCAAAUUAAAUGACCAAAAGGUAAACUGAAUAAAUUAACUCAAACAAUAUAAAUUAAUCAAAUAAUGUGGAGAAACAGAAAAAGAAAUUGCACAUUAGUCAUGAUGCAGACGAACUUAAAAUGAUUAACAAGAUUAAUAGGUAAAUUCUAAAAACUACUUAGGAAAUAUAGCGAACAAAAGCUUUCUACAACUAAUCUUAAGAAAUAUUUAUUAACAACUUAGCAUGUUCCUCUAAGUCUAGCACAGUUUCUCCCUUAAGAUAUAAGUACAUGUUCAAUUCAAAAAUAUAAAAAAAACAAGAAUUUGAGAAACUUUUCAACAAAACCAUUCAUUCACCUAAAUAAAAAAACUUGAGCAGAUAAAUUUCAAUGUAAUCUGUGAGAGAUUCUAACUUUAGCAGAUAAAAGUCUUCAAUUCACUCUAACAUAUCAACUGAAUCUCUUUCUCCAAAUCAUAAAUAAUGUACACCUGUAAAUAAUAUUCCUCAAAAAUAAUCAAAACUAAUAAAAUCACCUUCCUUAAACAUAUUUAAUUGUCAAUUAUCUAAUAGUAAAUUUGAUUCACCGUACGAUUUUAGUUCAUGCAUUAAGUAAACUUCAUUUGGAUAGCAAAAGAAGUAAUCAAACUCUAUACAAAUAGAAAAUACUUCUUAAAUUAAAUAACUUGACUCAUAAAAUUUAACUGAUUCCAACUAAAUUGGAGACAAAAAUACAAUUAAAGAUAUGUAAAAAGUAUAAAAUUUAUUGACUCCACCAAAUGCUAGUAGAUAAUCACUUCAAAAAUUAAGCAGGAUAGUCCAUCCAUCUUCAAUAUCUUCAAGUAAAAUGCACUUAGAAUUAUCAAAACAAAAGAGUUCUUAAGAAGUAAGCUAACAAUCUCAAUAGAUAUCUACUUUUCUCAGCCAAACGUUGCAUAGCUAAUAAAGUGAAUUAGUCUAAGAUCAGCAAAAAUAACUUCCAAAAAAUAAUUCUCAAAAUCAAAAUGUUUCGCUGUUCAGAUAAGCUUCUUAAGAAAAAUAAAAAUAACUCUCAGAUAUUUUAACUAAAUUUUAUCAACCUUCUUCACAAACUACUUCGGAUUAUAGCAAUUUAACAAUAAACUCAGCUAAAAAUAAAGAAUUAAAUAUACAUAUUAAACAGAAAAACGAUUCGUAAUAACAUAGAACUUAAUCGGGUGUUUAGUAAUUAAAACAUUUUCCAUUCCAAAGAUAUGUUUAAGAUAAUUAAACCAAAAAAAUAUAAAAUUUUUCUCUAGAUCAAAAUGCUUUUACAGGUUUGCUCAUAAAAUCUUAAUAAAUACAAACAGAAACAGAAAAACAAUUGCAAAAUAAGCAAAAAGAAAUGAACAGAUUAAAAAAAUCAGUAUUCUCAAUGCAAGCUGUCUAAUCUAACAAAUUAGAAUCUCCUUAAACCAAAAAAGAAACUCCAAUUUAAUCAUCUGAAAAAAUUGUCAUAUUAAAUCACAUGGGAAAGCCUGUAAACUAUUAUAUUUCUCACCAUUAACAAUAAACCUCAUUAGCAAAUUUAGACAUGCUGUCUCCUAAGUACAAUAAAUCUAUGCCAUUCUCAUAAACCAAUAUACAAUAAAAACAAUCUAAUGACAAAAUUUCAAGUUAAAAUGAUGUCUAUACUUCUUCAUAAAUUUCUACCACUCUACUAUCCCCUAAAAUGCCUUAAUCAUUAUAAUUUGAUUUAACUAGCCAAUAAAACAUUCCAGCUAAUAAUAUUUCAAGAUAAAAAUCCAGUUCUCACUUCAAUUUUAACCCAAUAAAUACUUCAAUUAAAAGUAAAUGA
Molecule: messenger RNA, 4332 nt
Organism: Tetrahymena thermophila SB210
Lineage: Eukaryota; Ciliophora; Oligohymenophorea; Hymenostomatida; Tetrahymenidae
Product: cyclic nucleotide-binding domain protein
Exons: 3
Source: RefSeq, a predicted model, not a curated record